This is a messenger RNA of Staurois parvus, 297 nucleotides long. The record is from the annotation of a GenBank genome assembly. Lineage: Eukaryota; Metazoa; Chordata; Amphibia; Anura; Ranidae.
CACUUCCAGUCCGGACACUUUACCCCCUUCCAGUCCGGACACUUUCCCCCCCUUCCAGUCCGGACACUUCCGCCCCCUUCCAGUCCAGACACUUUCCCCCCCUUCCAGUCCGGACACUUUCCCCCCCUUCCAUUCGGAUACUUUCACCCCCUUCCAGUCCGGACACUUUCCCCCCCUUCCAGUCCGGACACUUUCACCCCCUUCCAGUCCGGACACUUUCCCCCCCGCUCCAGUCCGGACACUUUCCCCCCUUCCAGUCCGGACACUUUCCCCCCUUCCAGUCCGGACACUUUCCCC